GAGGAGGAGGAUGUAUUGUUCUGCUGAAUUGCUUGACCAUUAAAAGUGAAGGAAGAGAGAAGGAUGGGGGCGAAAAAAAGCGCGAAUUCAAGUGAAGUAGUUAUGGAAAAUAAGAUUAAGAAGAAGGAGGCGAUCAACAAUGAAGGUAAAGACGGCACUAUUUUUGCCUCUUGCUCUUUCUCAAGCCUGGGACUGCAUCCUACCUUGUGCGACGAGCUCCGUGGAAGAAUGGGUUUUGAAGUUCCAACCUCUGUACAAGCCCAAGCUAUUCCUGUUAUUCUCUCGGGGCGUCAUGUUCUUGUUAAUGCUGCCACGGGCACCGGGAAAACUGUUGCAUACUUGGCUCCAAUUAUUCAUCAUUUGCAGAACUUUGAUACCAGAAUCCAACGGUCUGAUGGAACAUAUGCGUUGGUCCUUGUGCCAACGCGGGAGCUAUGUUUGCAGGUUUAUGAAAUUCUUCAAAAGUUAUUGCAUCGAUUUCACUGGAUUGUACCUGGAUAUGUAAUGGGUGGUGAAAAUAGGUCAAAAGAGAAGGCCAGGUUGCGCAAAGGCAUAUCAAUUCUUGUAGCAACUCCUGGCCGCCUUUUAGAUCACCUGAAGAAUACAUCAUCAUUCUUGUACACCAAUUUGCGCUGGAUAAUCUUUGAUGAAGCUGAUAGGAUUUUGGAAUUAGGAUUUGGAAAAGAAAUAAAGGAAAUACUAGAUCAUUUAGAUGCAAAAACAGGUUGUGCUAACCAAGAGCAUGCAGUUUCAAGGCACUCUGGAGCUCUAAGACAGAAUUUGCUCUUAUCAGCUACUUUAAACGAAAAAGUGAAUCAUCUUGCUAAAAUUAGUCUAGAGAAUCCUGUGAUGAUUGGUCUUGAUGGCAAAGGGACAGAACCAAUUUCGACAAAGGAGAGCCUUGAUUCUUCAGAAUCUGAUGGGGAGAGUGAAGACAAUGAAGAGAAGUAUCCCAAAAACAUGCUGCAUACACCUGCCGGAGAUUAUAAAGUUCCCACACAAUUGAUUCAGAGAUAUGUUAAAGUACCUUGCGGUGCACGUCUUGCUGUUCUUCUUUCAAUUGUGAAGUACCUUUCUGAAAGGGAAGCUUCACAAAAGAUUGUGGUAUUCUUUUCGACAUGUGAUGCGGUAGACUUCCACUUUUCACUGUUAAGGGAAUUCCAGUUUUCUGCUCCACAAUCAGAAGGAGAUGCUAGACAGAUGUUUCUGGGGUGUAAAGUGUUUCGUUUGCAUGGGAACAUGGAUCAGGAGGACCGAAGGAAUACUUUUCAGACGUUUAAAGCAGAGAAAGCAGCGCUGCUGUUUUCCACUGAUGUAGCUGCUAGAGGACUGGAUUUUCCAAAAGUCAGAUGCAUUAUACAAUAUGAUUCUCCAGGGGAAGCCACUGAAUAUGUACAUAGAGUUGGUAGAACUGCUCGGCUGGGUGAAAGAGGAGAGUCAUUGUUAUUUCUGCAGCCAGUUGAAAUAGAUUAUUUACAGGACUUGGAAAAACAUGGUGUAUCACUGACGGACUAUCCUCUCCUCAAAGUGUUGGAUAGUUUCCCACUAUAUGGUCAAAAGAAGCAUACCAAGAAUUUUGUUGCCAUAGAGUCGCAUCCCUGGGUCAUUUGUCUUCAGAAGGCACUUGAAUCUUUCAUCAUGUCUAAGCCCAAAAUUGAUAAACUUGCCAAGAGGGGAUUUUGCUCUUGGGUCCGUGCCUACGCUGCCCAUCGUGGUGAUUUGAAAAGGAUAUUUAUGAUCAAGAAACUCCACUUGGGGCAUGUAGCAAAAAGCUUUGCACUUAAACAACAACCUUCCUUAGUUGCAAAGUCAUACCAGAAGCAAGCUAAGAGGAAGAGGCUUCAGAAGCAAAGCGGGCUGGCUAAGAAGAGAAAGAUCACCGGUGUGACAUGAGACAGACCUUGGAAGUUUUUAAUCAUAGAAGCAGAAGAUAAACAGUAUCUGAAUCUUGUUCAUUCAAGUGACUGAUGAAUGAUGAUUACGGAUGUUCAUUCAACUGAUCGAUUUGAACGGAGCUAGCCUUUUGAAGUUUUAGAGAAAUUUACGCUGUCAAAUUUGGAGAGAGAGAUUAAUUUUAGGGUGUAUCAUCGAUGGAUCUCACUUAGCUUCCGAUUGCGGGUUCUGAAUCAUCAUCUCUUGUCUCUAAAGUCUGAAUCACCCCAGUCCCCCCACAUUUCACGCAUGAAUGGCGAUGAGGCCUUCGCGAUGUUUCACUAAAAAUGCCGUGUGGGUGACUUCUGUAUCCAUGCUUCAGUAUGCACUGUGCAGUAUGAUUACUCUCAGUUGAUAUUUAUUUUCAAAUCCUACCUAUCAAUGUAAAAGUAAAAUCCAGGUCAAUGUUACUUUACUGUAUACACUGUCUUCUGUGCCUUCUAUCUUUUCUUGUUCAUUUUUUUCUUCGUUAUUAUUCUAGUUUAAAUGAAAAGUUGGCUGGCUUUUUUGGAUUUA
Molecule: messenger RNA, 2448 nt
Organism: Neltuma alba
Lineage: Eukaryota; Viridiplantae; Streptophyta; Magnoliopsida; Fabales; Fabaceae
Product: DEAD-box ATP-dependent RNA helicase 17
Exons: 10
Coding region: 64-1893 (609 amino acids)
Molecular function (GO): RNA helicase activity; ATP binding; nucleic acid binding
Source: RefSeq, a predicted model, not a curated record